Messenger RNA from Peronospora farinosa, 1323 nucleotides. Lineage: Eukaryota; Oomycota; Peronosporomycetes; Peronosporales; Peronosporaceae. The record is from the annotation of a GenBank genome assembly.
AUGGAGAUACCCAAAGUGGAGCCUGUCGCUGCUGCUCAUUGCCCGCCACGCUUCUCGGGUACGAGCAAGACGAAAGCCAAUGAAGUCUCGAAACAAUCGUGCUGUACGUCCAGUCAAGAUUGUCAGAGUGAUGGAUCGCAGGAGCUCACCGUGCACAAUCUAAAGACUAAACGCAAACCAUCAGCUGCUGCGCUAAAACGGCGGAUGGCAAAUCAUAUUCCGGACGAGAUUACAAUGGACACCGAGCUGACGAAAGCUAUCGAACAGCUGCCGUGGAACUACAACUUUGAGAUCCGCAAGACUGUGUGGCGGAUCCGUCAGGCUGGCAGCAAACGCGUGGCGCUGCAGUUCCCCGAAGGUCUGCUGCUUUACGCUUGCGUCAUCUCUGACAUUAUCGAGCGAUUCACGGGUGCUGACAGCAUUAUUCUUGGUGACGUGACGUAUGGCGCCUGUUGCGUGGACGAUCUCAGCGCACUAGCACUUGGAGCGGACUUUAUGAUACAUUAUGGCCAUAGUUGUCUCGUUCCGAUUGACGUUACGUCGAUCAAGAUGCUUUACGUGUUUGUGGAUAUUGCCAUUGACGUUGAUCAUCUUGUUGACUGCAUGAAAUUGACCUUUGCACCAGACACCAAGCUUGCUCUGAUGGGAACUAUUCAGUUCAGUAGUUCUAUCCAUCUCAUUUCUUCAAGGCUUAAAGACUAUUUUACAAGUAUGGUCGUGCCUCAGGUCAAGCCAUUGUCUCCUGGUGAAGUGCUAGGCUGCACGUCGCCCGUCAUCAAGGGAGUCGACGCCCUUGUGUUCAUUGCCGAUGGUCGCUUUCACCUCGAGUCAGCGAUGAUCAUGAAUCCGCACCUGAAAGCCUACCGCUAUGACCCCUACCCAAAGAUCCUUACGCUCGAGAAGUACGAUCUUCCACAAAUGAUGGAAAUUCGACGUGCCGCUAUUGACCAGGCUAAGGGCGCAAAGAAGUUUGGAGUCGUGCUUGGAACGCUUGGGCGUCAGGGCAACCCACUCAUUCUCGAUCACGUGAAGGAGUUGCUUGAGCAGAGUGGCAAGGAGUAUUUCGUGCUUCUGCUGUCUGAGCUCUUCCCCGACAAGCUUGCACGGUUUAAGGACGUUGAUGCGUGGAUUCAGAUUGCGUGUCCACGACUGUCGAUUGAUUGGGGCUACGCGUUUCCGAAGCCAUUGCUCACAGCGUAUGAAGCAGAAGUAUGUUUCGAGAAAACACAGUGGAGAGAAGGGUCAUAUCCAAUGGACUUUUACGCCAAGGAAAGUGGUCCCUGGACGAACUAUCAUGACCGCAAGAAGCAAACUGCUGCAUGA